GCCCCUCCCUGCCGCCGCUGAGUUCAGUGCGCAUGCGCAGAGCGCUGUCAGGGGCCAGGGCACGGCACACUCACAGCGACAGUAUGGCGGCGGGCUGCUGCUGGAGGGAUGCUUCUGUCGCCGCUGCCUUCACAAUGUGAUCGGAAUAUAGUUUGUUCUGCGGAAAGACUACAGACACCCCCGAGGCCUGUCCCCGUGAUCUCGAUAAGAUGACCAGGCUCGCCGAUUACUUCGUGGUAGUCGGAUACGAUCUCGACAAGAGAGGAGGUAGUGAGGGUCAAGGCCAGAUUCUCCAGCGUUUCCCAGAGAAGGACUGGGAAGAUAACCCCUUUCCUCAAGGCCUUGAGCUGUUCUGUCAGCCUAGUGGAUGGCAGCUGGAUCCAGAGAGAAAGCCUCCGUCUUUCUUUGUGUCCGUUCUCACAGACAUCAACUCCGAGAGGCAUUACUGCGCCUGCUUCACCUUCUGGGAGUGCGUGGAGAACCCGCAGCUCCAGAAAGGAGAGCCCAGUGAGGCUGAUGAAGAUGAGAGUCCAGACGUGCUCCAGCCCGCUCAACUGUACGCUCCUAAAAGCCUGGUCCUCGUGUCCCGCUUGGACCACACAGAGGUCUUUAGGAACUGCUUGAGUCUCAUCUAUACCGUUCAUGUGGAUGGCCUCACCGUUCCUAUGGAAACGGUGAUUGGAAACCUUCUCACCUGCGUCAUUCCUUUAGCUGGAGGCUCUCAGAUAAAUGACCCCCCUCUUUGUAGUUUAACUGACUGGCUGCUGGGUUGUUUCCAGCCGGGCCAGGACGACAGAGAGGAGAGCUCGAGGACCAUAACGCUCGGCGCGGGCGACAGACAAGUUAUCCAGACACCCAUAAACGACUCCCUGCCUGUGAGCGGCUGCAGCGUGGCCCAGCUUUUCAGACAGCUUGGAAUCGUGAAUGUUCUCUGUCUGUUUUGCGCUGCUCUGACUGAGCACAAGAUCCUGUUCCUCUCCAGCAGUUACCAGCGUCUAACAGACGCCUGCAGAGCUCUGCUGGCCAUCAUGUUCCCACUCAAGUACAGUUUUACAUAUGUUCCCAUCUUACCGGGAAAACUGCUGGAGGUGCUCAGCACUCCAACGCCCUUCAUCAUAGGAGUCAACUCACACUUCCGCUCGGAGACCCAGGAGCUGCUGGACGUAAUCAUUGCAGACCUGGACGGAGGGACGGUCACCAUCCCGGAGUGUGUCCACAUAUCCCCGCUGCCCGAGCCGCUUCUUCAUCACACACAGACCGUCAUCUCCAUGGUUCUUGAUCCAGAGCUGGAGGUGGCUGAUCAUGCUUUUCCUCCACCUUCCAUUCAACCAUCCACACUUAAAAUUCAGGACAAGGAGAUUCGCGCCGUCUUCCUGUGGCUCUUCGCACAUCUUCUUCAGGGCUAUCGAUGGUGUCUCCAUAUAAUUCGAAUUCACCCGGAGCCCGCCAUAUGCUUCCAUAAGGCUGCAUUUUUGGGGCAGAGAGCACUAGCUGAGGAUGACUUCCUGAUGAAGGUGCUGGACGGCAUGGCAUUUGCUGGGUUUGUUUCUGAGCGGGGUCCUCCAUACCGAGCCACAGACCUGUUUGACGAUCUCAUAGCCAAUCAGGUGGAGCGCAUUCGACAGGAGACAGGAGAUCCUCAUAAAGUGAUGAAGCAUAUUAAAGAGCUGGCAGAUCACCUUUUCAAAAAUGAAAACCCAUACCCAGCAGUAAGCAUGCACAGAGUUCAGAGAACAGCUGAACACGCAAAGCCCCGGUUCCCACAGAACUCUUUCCCGCAUCUGGACGAGGUCUCCGUGCAGCUCUUUAUAGACCACGCAACGGCAAAACUCAAAACAGCGCCACCUGUGGUCAAAGCCGAACUGAAGAGCAUGGUCCCAUCCGGACCUCCACUGGCUGACAUAGUGGACAGAAACGGGAAUGUGCUGGCCAACAGCGCCAGGAGGUUAGAGGUGGUCAGGAACUGCAUCACAUAUAUAUUUGACAACAAGAUGCUGGAAGCCAAGAAGUUAAUGCCGGCAGUGUUACGGGCUCUGAAAGGUCGGGCGGCACGGGUCUGUCUGACCCAGGAGCUCAACCUGCAUGUGCUGCAGAACAGGGCGGUUCUAGACACCCAACAGUUUGACUACAUCGUCCGCAUGAUGAACUGCACCCUGCAGGACUGCUCGCAUAUGGAUGAACAUGGUAUUGCUGCUGCACUGCUGCCAUUGGUCACCGCCUUCUGUCGGAAACUGGGUGGAGGCAUCACUCAGUUCGCUUACAGCUGCGUUCAGGAGCACUUGGUGUGGACGAACAUGCAGUUCUGGGAGGCCAUGUUUUACAGUGAUGUUCAGAAACACAUCCGGGCCCUGUAUCUGGAGAAUGAUGAGGAGGGAGACGCAUCUAGCCCUGACGGAGAGGGCGUUGGUGGUCAGAAGCGGCUGAGCGCUCUGGAGUUGGCAUCCGAGCAGAGCCGUCUGUGGCCCACACUUAGCAAAGAGCAGCAGCAGGAGCGCGUUCAGAAGGAAGAGAGCACGGUUUUCAGUCAGGCCAUCCACUAUGCCAACCGCAUGAGUUACCUGCUGCUGCCGCUCGACACCAGCAAGAACCGCCUGCUCCGCAACACCGGCCUGGGAGACUUGGAGAGCGUCAGCAACAGCUACGUCACUAACAGUAUUGCGGGCAGCAUGGCAGAAAGCUACGACACAGAGAGCGGCUUUGAGGAUGCCGAGAGCUCGGAUGUUGCAAACUCUGUCAUUCGGUUCAUUAACCGUUUUGUUGACAAAGUGUGCAACGAGAGCGGCGUGACCAAUGAACACCUGAAGGCCCUUCACAUAAUGAUACCAGAUAUCGUUCAGAUGCACAUUGAGACAUUGGAAGCGGUUCACAGGGAGAGCAAACGACUGCCGCCCAUCCAAAAGCCCAAGCUUUUGAGACCAACGCUGCUCCCCGGUGAGGAGUUUGUGAUGGAUGGCAUGCGGGUGCACCUUAUAGCAGACGGCCGAGAGGAAGCCACGGGCGCAAUGGGCGGUCCGCCUCUGUUACCUGCCGAGGGAGCCAUCUACCUCACUACCUACCGCCUCAUCUUCAACGGCACGCCCACUGACCCUAACGUUGGAGAGCAAGUGGUCACCCGUUCCUUCCCUAUCGCUUCCCUCACGAAAGAGAAGCAGAUCUCCCUUAAACUUCCCAUGGAUCAGUUCUUCCAGGAGAUUCUCCUCCUGCGUUCCUGCACCUUUCAGCUGAUGAAGAUUGGCUUUGAUGAGGAGGUGGCAUCAGAUCUGGCGGAAGUGUUCAGGAAGCACAUGCAUAAGCUCAGAUACCCACAGCACGUCCAGGGCACAUUUGCCUUCACCAUGGGUCAGUCGGCAAAGCUGGUGGUGGAGCACAAGACCAAGGACAAGAACCAGUCGCUAAAAACGCUGUCUAAAAACCUGGUUAAAACUGCGAAGAGGACCAUUGGGCGUCAAUAUGUAACCCGAAAGAAGUAUUCUCCCCCGACCUGGGAAAACCGGAGCAGUUUACAGUCAGAGAUGGAUGAGGAUGAAAUCUCUGUGUCUGAAGAACCGGAUCAGAGUUCGCUCACGCUCUCCUCCACCAUCCGCUCGUCAGACCGGCAGACCAUGAGUAAUGUGGUCGAGCGGGCCUGCUGUCGGGACUACCAGCGGCUGGGACUGGGAACGCUCAGCAACAGCCUGACACGCUCUAAAAAUGAACCCUUCCGGAUCUCCACUGCCAACCGGAUGUACACAGUCUGCCGAAGUUAUCCAGGGUUACUGAUUGUGCCUCAGAGCAUCCCCGAUGUCACUAUCCAGCGCAUCUGCCGCUGCUACCGGCAGAACCGCUUCCCUGUGGUGUGCUGGAGGAACUCGCGCACCAAAGCAGUGCUACUACGCUCGGCUGGCCUGCAUGCUAAAGGCGUCGUGGGAUUCUUCAAAUCACCCAAUGCACCCACUGCAGGCCCGUCCCAGGCCGACUCCACCAGUCUGGAGCAAGAGAAGUAUCUGCAGGCCAUCAUCAGCUCCAUGCCCUCAUACAGCGAAGCCAGUGGGAGGAACACACUCAGUGGCUUCACCUCCUCACAGAUGAGCAACUCAGACUCAUCAGACAAGCUGAGGCAGCCUAAAAUAGGAGCUUUAAUGAAACAAGUCAUGGGGACUAAAGAGGACGUGCCAGGAACCUUCAGUCGAGGAGCGCUGGGUCAGAAGGCAAGGGUCAUCUCCCUCUCUCAGCCUAGAGUUUCAGUCAAGGCCCGCAAGUCACCUAGAGGAAAGUGGGGCAGUAUUCGUGGUAGUGGGCGGCUCAGCACAUAUGACCCUGAUGUGGGGAACAGGCUGGCUGGGAAAGAAUCCCCUCAGGCUAAUGGAGGCCCAUCUGAAACCUAUUUCCUUCGCCAACAGAGAGCGUACCUCUACAUCAUUGGAGACAAGUCCCAGCUCAAGGGUGGAAAGCAGGACUCCUUCCAGCAGUGGGAGGUGGUACCCAUCGAGGUCUUUGAUGUACGGCAGGUCAAGAACAGUUUCAAGAAGCUGAUGAAAGCCUGUGUGCCUUCCAUAUCCAAUACUGAACCAAACAUGACCUUUCACCGCUGCCUGGAGGAGUCAGAGUGGAUGAAUCUGCUUCACAGGGUUCUACAGGUGUCCGUUCUUGUUGUGGAACUAUUGGACAAUGGUUCCUCCGUCAUGGUUAGUUUGGAAGAUGGCUGGGAUGUUACAACACAGGUUGUGUCCCUGGUGCAACUUCUGUCGGAUCCGUACUACCGAACGAUUGAUGGCUUCAGGCUGCUUGUGGAGAAAGAGUGGUUGUCAUUCGGUCAUCGAUUCAGCCACCGUGGAGCUCAGACGCUAGCCAGCCAGAGCAGUGGAUUCACACCUGUCUUCCUACAGUUCCUUGACUGUGUGCACCAGAUUCAUCUACAGUUCCCCAUGGAGUUUGAGUUCAGUCAGUACUAUCUGAAGUUCCUAGCCUACCACUACGUCUCCAACCGUUUCCGCACCUUCCUCCUGGACUCAGACUAUGAGCGCAUCGAGCUUGGUGUCUUGUAUGAGGAAAAAGGUGAGAGGAAGAACCCUCAGGUGUGCAAGUCUGUCUGGGAUUACAUUGACCGGCUCAACAAGAAGACCCCCAUAUUCUACAACUACAUGUUUUCACCUGAGGACGAGGAGGUCUUGAAGCCCUACAGCUUUAUCUCCAACUUGAAGGUUUGGGACUUUUACACAGAGGAAACGCUUUCUGAGGGUCCGUCCUUUGACUGGGAAUUAGUGCGGGGUCGGCCGGAGAAGCCACAGGAGGAAGCCGGCGAUAGACAGGAGACGACAGCCCCCAAGUCCCAGCGGAGGAUCGUCUGGCCGUGUUAUGACAGCCUCAGUAAAGUACUGCCUGAUGCCAUCACCAAACUCUUGCAGGAUGUGCAGAACCUGGAAACUGAGUUGGGACAACCUACGGAAAAAUGGAAGGACACAUGGGACAAGAUAAAGACAGCCCAACGGGUUGAAUCCAAACUAGAGAGCAGGCACUCCUUCUCCAGCUCUCUGCUCAUGUCGUCUAAUCUGAGUCACCAGCGGUGCUCUCAGGGUGUGUAUAUGCAGCAGAGCGGGGUCGGCUCCUCCAUCAACCUGGCACUGGACUGUGAGGUCAGCGCCACAUCCACACCUGCAGCUGGUCGACCCAGUACCAGCACACUCUACAGCCAGUUCCAGAGCACUGAGAGCGAGAACAGGAGCUUUGAGGGUGUUUUAUACAAAAGAGGCGCUUUGCUGAAACCUUGGAAACCACGUUGGUUUGUACUGGAUAAGACCAAACACCAGUUGCGAUACUAUGACGCGAGGCAAGAUAAAGAGUGUAAGGGAGUGAUCGAGCUAGCCGAAGUGGAAUCUGUCAUUCCGGGGACGCCCACCAUGGGAGCACCUAAAAACAUAGAUGAGAAAGCCUUCUUUGAUCUCAAGACGACCAAAAGAGUGUACAACUUCUGUGCCCAGGACAGCACGUAUGCGCAGUUAUGGAUGGACAGUAUUCAGAGUUGCCUAUCUGAUGCGUAGGGGGAGGGGCCUU
This is a messenger RNA of Carassius carassius (crucian carp), 6030 nucleotides long. RefSeq names its product myotubularin-related protein 5-like. The transcript has 44 exons. NCBI's taxonomy places the organism in Eukaryota, Metazoa, Chordata, Actinopteri, Cypriniformes, Cyprinidae. The coding region runs from base 210 to 6017 and encodes 1935 amino acids. The record is from RefSeq and is a predicted model, not a curated record.